CUCCAGUUGCUGUGGUAUCCAGGGAGCCCUCCUCCUUCUGCGGGAGAUGCACGCUGGUCGUUGCUAAGGUCGCCUCCGCGGUAACAUGCACAUCCUGUUUACACCUUUAUCCGGAGAAGUUGGGCUCGGAUAGAGGCACCCGCUUCACCCGGGCAGCCCCCAGGGAAGGGGCCGCACCGAGCAUCCCCCCACCGGACCCUCGAGGGAGGGCGUUGCAGGAGCUGCCAGCCGGCGUCGCUGCCGCUGCGCCGGCAAGAUGACGAACAACAUGGCCGACCACCACCCCGGGAACUCAGUUGCUGAAGGCAACCAUGAGGGGGACUUUGGUUGCUCCAUGGUGGAGCUCAGGAACCUCAUGGAGCUGAGGAGCGCCGAGGCGGUCGCCCGGCUCAAUGACUCCUACGGCGGCGUGCAGAAUGUUUGCAAGAGGUUGAAGACGUCACCAGUUGAAGGUCUGUCUGGGAACCCGACCGACCUGGAGAAGAGGCGGCAGGUCUUCGGCCAGAACUUCAUUCCUCCCAAAAAGGCCAAGACGUUCCUGCAGUUAGUGUGGGAGGCACUCCAGGACGUCACGCUGAUCAUCUUGGAAAUCGCAGCCAUAAUCUCCUUGGGCCUCUCCUUCUACCACCCUCCGGGUGGGGACAAUGAAUGUGAGUCCCUGGGGUCCCCAUGGCAUGUAAUUCAGAUCCCAGUGGCCGAGAUCGUGGUGGGAGACAUCGCGCAGAUCAAGUACGGUGAUCUCUUGCCAGCAGAUGGGAUCUUGAUCCAGGGCAAUGACCUGAAAAUAGAUGAGAGCUCGCUGACCGGGGAGUCAGACCAAGUCAAGAAAUCGCUGGAUAAAGACCCCAUGCUGCUGUCAGGUACCCAUGUGAUGGAGGGCUCCGGCAGGAUGGUGGUGACUGCCGUGGGUAUCAACUCCCAGACGGGAAUCAUCUUCACUCUCUUGGGUGCGGGAGAAGGAGACGAGGAAAAGAAGGUGAAGAAAGGUAAAAAAACCGGAGCCCCUGAAAAUCGCAACAAAGCUAAAACUCAGGAUGGUGUGGCCUUAGAGAUCCAGCCCCUGAAGAGCCAGGAAGGGGUGGAAAAUGAGGAGAAGGAGAAGAAGAAGGUGAAGGUGCCCAAGAAGGAGAAGUCUGUGCUGCAAGGGAAGCUCACACGCCUGGCAGUCCAGAUCGGGAAGGCGGGGCUGAUCAUGUCGGCCAUCACAGUCAUCAUCUUGGUGCUGUACUUCGUGAUUGACACAUUUGGGGUGCAGGGGCGGCCCUGGCUGGCAGAGUGCACCCCCAUUUACAUCCAGUACUUUGUCAAAUUCUUCAUCAUCGGUGUCACAGUGUUGGUGGUGGCAGUGCCUGAAGGGCUCCCACUGGCGGUCACCAUCUCCCUGGCUUACUCUGUGAAGAAAAUGAUGAAGGACAACAACCUUGUGAGACACCUGGACGCGUGUGAGACCAUGGGCAAUGCCACCGCCAUCUGCUCAGACAAGACGGGCACGCUCACCAUGAACCGCAUGACUGUGGUGCAGGCCUACGUGGGGGAUACCCACUACCGCCAGAUCCCUGACCCUGAAGCCAUCCUGCCCAAGAUCCUGGACCUCAUAGUCAAUGGUGUUGCCAUCAACUCUGCCUACACAUCCAAGAUCCUGCCACCCGAGAAGGAAGGGGGCCUACCCCGGCAGGUGGGGAACAAGACCGAGUGCGCCCUGCUGGGUUUUGUGUUGGACUUGAAGCAGGAUUACCAGGCUGUGCGGAAUGAAGUGCCAGAGGAGAAGCUCUACAAGGUCUACACCUUCAACUCGGUGCGCAAGUCCAUGAGCACGGUGCUGAAGAACAGCAACGGCAGCUUCCGCAUGUACAGCAAGGGAGCCUCCGAGAUCAUCCUCCGCAAGUGCACCAAGAUCCUGGACAAGAACGGAGACCCUCGGGUGUUCAAGGUGAAGGACCGGGAUGAGAUGGUGAAGAAGGUGAUAGAGCCCAUGGCCUGCCACGGGCUGCGGACCAUCUGCCUGGCCUUCCGUGACUUCCCCGCUGACGCUGAGCCGGACUGGGACAGCGAGAACGAGAUCCUGUCUGACCUGACCUGCAUCGCUGUGGUUGGGAUAGAGGACCCUGUGCGGCCAGAGGUGCCGGACGCCAUCCUGAAGUGCCAGCGUGCAGGGAUCACCGUCCGGAUGGUGACAGGGGACAAUAUCAACACCGCCCGUGCCAUCGCCACCAAGUGUGGCAUCCUGCUGCCAGGGGAGGACUUCUUGUGCCUGGAGGGGAAGGAGUUCAACCGGCUCAUCCGCAAUGAGAAGGGAGAGGUGGAGCAGGAGCAGCUGGAUAAAUUGCGUGUGCUGGCCCCCUCUUCCCCGACAGACAAGCACACACUCGUGAAAGGAAUUAUUGACAGCACCGUUGGUGACCAGAGGCAGGUGGUGGCUGUGACUGGGGAUGGGACCAACGAUGGCCCAGCGUUGAAGAAAGCCGACGUUGGGUUUGCCAUGGGCAUCGCAGGCACAGAUGUGGCAAAGGAGGCUUCGGACAUCAUCCUGACGGAUGACAACUUCACCAGCAUCGUCAAGGCGGUGAUGUGGGGACGCAACGUCUACGACAGCAUCUCCAAGUUCCUGCAGUUCCAGCUGACCGUUAACAUCGUGGCCGUCAUCGUGGCCUUCACGGGCGCCUGCAUCACGCAGGACUCUCCCCUGAAGGCUGUCCAGAUGCUGUGGGUGAACCUGAUCAUGGACACCUUCGCCUCCUUAGCCCUGGCCACAGAGCCCCCGUCUGAGUCCCUGCUGCUGCGCAAGCCAUACGGCCGCAACAAGCCGCUCAUCUCCCGCACCAUGAUGAAGAACAUCCUGGGGCACGCGGUGUACCAGCUAACUAUCAUUUUCACACUGCUUUUUGCAGGGGAGAAGUUUUUUGAUAUCGACAGCGGCCGGAACGCUCCGCUGCACUCCCCACCAACCGAGCACUACACCAUCGUCUUCAACACCUUUGUCAUGAUGCAACUGUUCAACGAGAUCAAUGCGCGCAAGAUCCACGGGGAGAGGAACGUCUUCGAGUCCAUCUACCGCAACCCUAUCUUCUGCACGGUGGUGCUGGGGACGUUUGCAGCUCAGAUCAUCAUCGUGGAGUUUGGUGGAAAGCCGUUCAGCUGCUCUGGGCUCACCCUGAGCCAGUGGUUCUGGUGUAUUUUUAUCGGAGUGGGAGAGCUCCUCUGGGGCCAGCUGAUCUGCACUGUCCCAACCAGCCACCUGAAGUUCCUGAAGGAAGCUGGGCACGGCAUCACCAAGGAGGAGAUCCCAGAGGAGGAGCUGCCCGAAGACGUGGAUGAGAUCGACCAUGCUGAAAUGGAGCUGCGGCGCGGGCAGAUCCUGUGGUUCAGGGGUCUCAACAGGAUACAGACGCAGAUCAAAGUGGUGAAUGCGUUCCGUAGCUCCUUGUACGAAGGCCUCGAGAAACCCGAAUCCAGAAGCUCCAUCCAUAACUUCAUGACUCACCCAGAGUUCAUCCUGGAGGAAGAUGAGCCUCGAACACCAUUCCUUGACAGCGCUGAAGACGACCCCGAGACUGACGGACUCAAAAAGCGAGGUGGGGGUAGCCUGGGUGGAUCUACAUCCCUCAACAGAAAUAACAAUGCAGUGGACAGCGAUCAAGCUGAGGUCACCGUCCCGGAGCCCGAAAGCCCCUUACACAGCUUGGAGACAUCAGUUUGACCUUAGAACUUCGACCCCCCCCUCCUCCUCCACCUUCGCCCCUCGCCCUGUGUGAUAUUGGCACCAGUAACUGAUCACACACUGCGGUCACUUCGUGUCAAACUGCUCAUACGUAUAUCAUUUUGGUGGUUUGUUUUUGGGGUUUUUGGUUUUGGGUUGUUGGUU
This is a messenger RNA of Egretta garzetta (little egret), 3862 nucleotides long. RefSeq names its product ATPase plasma membrane Ca2+ transporting 4 (gene ATP2B4). Gene Ontology annotation, biological process: regulation of cytosolic calcium ion concentration; calcium ion transmembrane transport. Gene Ontology annotation, molecular function: PDZ domain binding; ATP hydrolysis activity; P-type calcium transporter activity. Gene Ontology annotation, cellular component: membrane; intracellular membrane-bounded organelle. NCBI's taxonomy places the organism in Eukaryota, Metazoa, Chordata, Aves, Pelecaniformes, Ardeidae. The record is from RefSeq and is a predicted model, not a curated record.